This is a messenger RNA of Sarcophilus harrisii (Tasmanian devil), 1608 nucleotides long. It is a transcript of the gene SH2D1A, whose product is annotated as SH2 domain containing 1A. Bases 296 to 667 code for a protein of 123 amino acids. The record is from RefSeq and is a predicted model, not a curated record. The transcript is spliced from 4 exons. Lineage: Eukaryota; Metazoa; Chordata; Mammalia; Dasyuromorphia; Dasyuridae.
GCCCCUGGCCCGGUGGAAACUUCAUACCCCUUUCCUCAGGUGAGGCGAGUUGGUUAAGGUACGAACUUGCUGAGUAGAAAAGUGUGAAAAUAUUUAAAGCCGUGCCUACAUCCUGUUGAUCGGGUACUUUAAAAAAAAGCUCAGCUCAGAGGCGCUGACUCGCAGGGCGGCGGCAGCGGCAGCGGCAGCAUCGGCAGCAUCGCUCCUUGGAGCAGCGGCAGCAGGAGCGCACCCCCUCGGCCCCCAGCAGCCCCUCGUGCAGGCCCUCGGCGGUCUCCGCUCGUAGCCUCUGGCCAUGGACUCGGUGACCGUCUACCACGGGAAGAUCAGUCGCGAGACCGGGGAGAGGCUGCUGCUUGCCACGGGCCUGGACGGCAGCUACUUGCUGCGGGACAGCGAGACCGUACCCGGAGUCUACUGCCUCUGCGUGCUGUAUCAAGGUUACAUUUACACCUACAGAGUGUCCCAGUCAGAAACGGGUUCUUGGAGUGCUGAGACGGCACCUGGGGUACAAAAACGAUUAUUCCGGAAAAUAAAAAAUCUCAUUUCAGCAUUUCAAAAGCCGGAUCAAGGCAUUGUAAUACCUUUACAGUAUCCAGUAGAAAAGCAGCCUUCACCUCAAAAUACACAAGGUACUGGAGAAGAGAAAGCCCUGAUGUCUACAUGAAAGCACCAUGAAAACACAUUUAUUUUAGAUAAUUUAACUAGGCCUUUAGGUGUUCUCUCUUGUGUAUAUAACUCCAUAAUCUUUUAUAUUGUAGAUAAAAUUAAGUGAGGAACAAAUUUGUUUCAGAAAAUCACAUUCUUGUAAUGGAAGCUUCUAGCCUGAUAAAAUGUCCAUGGUCUUUUCAUGUAAUAUGGAAUUGUAAAAUGAGAAUUGGGAGCAAAAUUGUAUUGCAUUAACUUUUUAUGUACUUUUUUUAGUUAUAUGUAUACAAAUAGGAAAUGUGUGCCUUUAAAACCAAGAAUGAUUGAGAAUCUAGUGUGUAGAUUGAAGAAAUAUUUUAAUGUUAGUAAGGUGUUGUUUUUGGUAACAAUAAAAACUGUUAGUUAAAACAUCCUUUUUAAUAAAGAAAUUUUGGGAUUCACUGAUUUUUAAACAAAAUUAUAUUACUUGGCUAAUUUUUUUUUUUAACAUUGGGCAUGUAUCACAUUCUGUUCCCCAUUUGGCACUUUUGAUUAAAUAUGGUAGCAUUUCAUAUCCUAUGAUGAUCCUUUUGAUUUUUUUUAUUUUUAUUUAUUUAUUGUUUAUUUUUGGAAAAUAAUCUUGGGUAUCAUUUUGAUCAGUUAUGCCUGUGAAUCCAUCUUGGGUAAGAACCCACAGAAGUAAAAAUAUGCCCAUAUUGCUAUUUGACUAAGGAUUUGUAAUUAUAAGUUCUUGCCUUGCUGUGAGCCACCUUCCCCCCUGCUGGACUUGCCGCUACCACACAAACUUUUAUUGUUAAUGGAAGCUUUAAAUUUGAAAGACAUGUUCUUGGGGUGGAUGGCUUUCAGUGCUUUUGUUAUUUCUGAGUUUCUGUUAUGAAAUGAGUGACAUGCUUGUAAAUAACUUUAUUAGUAUAUUGAGCAAUAAACUUCUAUGCCCAAUGUAUAUUGGUAGAAAGUUCA